AUGAACCUCUCGUCUUGGGUGAGGUCGGGGUUUAUAAAAAUGCCUUCUUCUAUAGAACAAAUCAAUAGAAACCGUACUUUAUUUCGGAACUUGGGAUACGGCAACAGAGCUAUUGGGUUACCUGGAGUUGACGGUGCUAUCGACUGUACUCAUGUUCGCUUAACUCAUUGUAGGUUAACAAAUAUUGAAGAAGUAUACAGGAAUCGCAAAGGGUAUUUUUCUCUCAAUGUACAAGCUAUCGUUGGACUACAAAUGGAAUUCCUUGAUAUUGUACCAGAAUGGCCAGGAAGUCAACACGAUAGUCGUAUCUUUCAGAAUUCUAGAAUUUAUAUGCGAUAUAUAAGACGUGAAUUAACUGGCAUAUUAGUUGGUGAUAGUGACUAUUCUUGUCUGCCAUUUCUUUUGACUCCUGUUCAAAAUCCAAUAACAGAUGAACAAUUAGCAUAUAAUAAUAUCCAUGUAAGAACUAGACAAAUCGUGAAAAGAACAUUUGGAAUGUGGAAACGGCGAUUUCCUUGUUUAGCACGAGGGCUUACAACAAAAUUGAUAUGCUGUACAACAAUUAUUGUAGCAGUUUUGCAUAAUCUUUCUCUUACCUACGAUUAUAUACUACCGGAAGAUGAUGAAGACGAUAAUAUUUUUUCUGAUAAUGAUAAUGAUAAUGAAGAGAAUCAUGCUAAUUAUCCAGAAUGGCAACCGGCAGAUGGAUUUGUCAUGAGAGAUACUCUUAUAGAGCGUUUAUUUAAUUAA
Messenger RNA from Odontomachus brunneus, 750 nucleotides. RefSeq names its product putative nuclease HARBI1. The record is from RefSeq and is a predicted model, not a curated record. The transcript is spliced from 3 exons. The coding region runs from base 1 to 750 and encodes 249 amino acids. Lineage: Eukaryota; Metazoa; Arthropoda; Insecta; Hymenoptera; Formicidae.